UGACAAUCCAACUCUAAAGCUACCACUAUAGCUGCUCCCCUGUGUCGUUCGGUUCCUCAGGAGUGCUUCAAUCCAUCCAUGGAGAUCGACAUGAUCCCAGAAGGGCCCCGCCACAUCCCCCCCUACAAGUCUCAGAACAAGUCCUCUCUAGGGGACCUGCUCCAAGGCUUCCUCAAGUACUACUCCUCCACGUUCAGGUGGGAUACCCAGGUGAUCUCGGUGCGAGAGGGCAAGGCUCUGCCCAAGAACAAGGGUGCAGAGUGGAGAAACAAGUACAUCUGUGUGGAGGAACCGUUUGAAAGGAACAACGUGGCCAGGGCAGUCCACGAGCAGAUGAAGUUCAACACCAUUAAAUCCAAGUUUGCCGCGUCGAGCCAGAUCUUGGCGCAGAGCAAGGACCUGAACGCCCUCCUCCCAGUCAGGGCCACCAUCAGCAAAGAGGCAUCCAGGAAAUAAAAGGCUUUUAUUAAAGAGAUAAAUAAAGCUAAAACAAAGCUACCUCUUCCUGCCGCUCAGACAUUCACACCUUCACUGGGAUCUUGCGGACCGUCCCUGCUUGGAGACAAGACGCUGCCUGCGGUUCAGUCCAUUGUGGGCAGCUAGUGGGGGUCAGUGGACGCAAGCUUGAAUCCAAGCCUCUUGGGAGAUGCUGGACAGUGAGACCAAUGUCUGAUCCCCGAUUUGGGGAUUUGAUCAUUUCCAUGUGACUGGAGCCUUAAAGUACAUUUGUUCUGGACCUUGCCAUGGAGCUGCCUCGGUGGGUUACCUGGUGUGUUCGUGCCCUUCUAACGUUUCCAGUGUUUGCCCUGUUUAUGACAACACCAGGCCUAAUUGUUUCAAUUGAUGGUUGUGUUGACAGUCAUCGUACUUUUAAUUUUUUCUGAGCAUUUGUUCUAAAGGUCAAUUGUUCUCUUUUCAACGUAUUUAGAAAGACUUUAAAUUGUGGUUUCUUGAGUGUUAAAUUAUUUGUUCCGACUUUUUUUUGGAGUUGCUUUCAUCUUGCAUUAUCCCCUUCAUAUCAGUUCAAAAGUUGUUCACAUUUCUUGGCUCAUAUUGAUUACAAAUGUAAAGAGAAUGUACUUUAUGAUUUGUUGUCCUUUGAUGCCCCCAACGUUGGACCGAUUGGAUGUUGUGAACUCCCAUACCGGCAGUUGAACCUGGGUUAUUUCUGAUUUACUUGGCUCCACCUGCACGUAUGUAUAUUAUGUUAUUAUUUUACAAGAAAGCACAAUUUUCAUUUACCUGGGAUCAAUAUCUUUACUGUUGUAGAGGAGAGCAAGAAUUAUAUAGAUGUGUGAUUCACAAUUUGGCCAAAUUAUUUUUAUAUUUCUCUCCGUUUUCUACAGUUUGAACCAGAAAUGGUCUUACAUUUAUAAUACAGGAAUCAAUUGUUUGUGGUGUAAAUGUUUUUUUCGGAGUUCAGUUGAAGCUCAAUCUUUUAAUUAUUUUCACUAUUACCCUCGAGAUGUGUGUGUUUGUGUGUGUGUAUAUAUGUGGGGAGAGAGAGCGAGAGAGACACUGAUAAGUUUAGGGUUAUUAGAUAUAAUACAAUAUAAUAAAGCAUUUUGUCAGUUUAUUAGGAAGCUAUAACCACUGAGCAGGUUUUCC
Molecule: messenger RNA, 1608 nt
Organism: Gadus chalcogrammus (walleye pollock)
Lineage: Eukaryota; Metazoa; Chordata; Actinopteri; Gadiformes; Gadidae
Gene: tent2
Product: terminal nucleotidyltransferase 2
Exons: 4
Coding region: 79-456 (125 amino acids)
Cellular component (GO): cytosol
Molecular function (GO): poly(A) RNA polymerase activity
Source: RefSeq, a predicted model, not a curated record